This is a messenger RNA of Lycium barbarum (goji berry), 1966 nucleotides long. RefSeq lists its product as uncharacterized. NCBI's taxonomy places the organism in Eukaryota, Viridiplantae, Streptophyta, Magnoliopsida, Solanales, Solanaceae. The record is from RefSeq and is a predicted model, not a curated record. Bases 431 to 1966 code for a protein of 511 amino acids. The transcript has 3 exons.
UUACACUGUUUAUAUAAGGCCAAAUUUUUAUUUUAUGUGUAUAUAUUUAAUAUUGAACCCCCUCAAAACAAACGAAAGGCGCAACUCAGUGGCGCAGGGGGUUCAGAGUUUCCCGUUACACGCGGGUUCGAACCCCAGCAGCCCCACUUGCAAUAUUUUCCUGAACAUUUUAUUUCAGCUGUUCAUUAGACAAAACGACGUAGUUUAGUAACGUUAUAUUUAAUUAAAAUAAAUGGACAAAACGACCUAGUUUUGUAGGGGACAAAUCUAAUUGGAUUAAUUGGAUUCAAAUCAACAAACCAAAUGUUUUCUUUCUCUUCUCUUCCGUCAAAGUCACCUCACCUAACACCUUUCUUUCUUUUUUUUUUUUUUUUGCUCAGUUUUUUUUGCUGAUUUGUUUGCCUCCGCCACUGCUCUCUGGUCUCCGUUCAUGGCUUCUUCGUCUCAACGUUCAGUGAAGAACUAUUUUACGAAAGUACCGAAAUCAAGUGUAGCUUCUUCUAGUCAACCUAACCAGGAAGCAAAUGCCAACCAUUCAGAAGUACCAUUACCUUCUUCUCAGGUAUUUGAUUUGAGUACUUUAAAUUAUGAUCCGGGUGAAAGAACCCCAAUCUUGGACUAUCAUCCAAAUCAUCGUGAUGUUAUUAGAAGAGCAUACCUUAUUAAUGGUCCUUGUCAACCUCGGUUGCUUCAGCAUGAGUAUCCUCAAACGAAUAUUUCUGGAUCAAUGCGCCGUUUUAAUUCUGAAUGGUUUGAUGAUGUAUAUCAUGAUUGGUUGGAGUAUAGUGUUAGUAAAGAUGCAGUCUAUUGUUUGUAUUGUUAUCUAUUUAAAGGCUACAACACCAAUAAAGGUGGGGUGAAAUAUUUUCAACUGUUGGGUUUAAGAUCUAUUCAUUUUGCACUUGAGAUGCAAUUUAGUCAAUUUAAGCAUGCGUAUUUGGUCCGCUUAAGUGCUUCCGUUGAUGUAGUAAGACUUCUUAUAACUCAAGGAUUGGCAUUUCGAGGUCAUGAUGAAUCUAAAUCAUCACUUAGUAGGGGUAAUUUUCAUCAAAUUCUCUCAUGGUAUGCGAAAAAGUGUGAUAAUAUUCGUGAUUAUGUACUGGAACAUGCUCCUCAAAAUGAUCAAAUGACUUCUCCAAUGAUUCAAAAAGAUAUUGUGAGUGCUUGUAAGAUAGAAACAAUUAAAGCUAUUCUUGAGGAAUUAAAUGGUGACUACUUUUCUUUACUAGUUGAUGAGUCUUUUGAUGUGUCACGCAAGGAGCAAAUGGCUAUUGUCUUACGAUAUAUUGAUAGAAAUGGAUCUGUGAUGGAGCGGCUUCUUGACAUUGUUCAUGUUCAAGAUACUAGUGCUUUAUCUCUAAAGAGGGCAAUUGUUAAUUUACUUGCUCAACAUUCCUUAAGUCUAUCAUAUGUGCGUGGACAAUGUUACGAUGGGGCAAGCAAUAUGCAAGGUGAGAUCAAUGGCCUUAAAAUGUUGAUUAGGCAAGAAAGUAGAUCAGCCCAUUCCAUUCAUUGUUUUGCUCAUCAACUUCAACUAACUCUUGUUGCGGUCUCGAAAAAAAGUAUUGAAGUGGGAAAACUUGUAGUGUUGGUUUCAAAUAUUUUGAAUGUAUUGGGAUCUUCUUUUAAGCGUAUGGAUGAAUUUCGAGAUUCUCAAAAAGAAAGAAUUCAAGAGGCACUAGAUUUGGGUGAGCUUACAACCGGUAGUGGCUUGAAUCAAGAACUUGGUCUUUCAAGAGCUUGUGAUACGCGUUGGGGAUCUCAUUUUAAAUCUUUCAACAAUUUUAUUCUUAUGUUUGGCUCUAUUCUUAAUGUUCUUGAAUCACUUGUUCUUGAUGCACGAUUAUUGGAUGAAAGAGCCAAGGCAAUGGGAUAUCUUGAAGCUUGUCGAACAUAUGAGGUUGCGUUCAUGUUGCAUUUGAUGAGUGAUGUUUUAGCAAUCACAAAUGAGCUUAAUAAAUGCUAA